Zeugodacus cucurbitae (melon fly) is the source of this 5677-nucleotide messenger RNA. RefSeq names its product protein AF-9 (gene ear). NCBI's taxonomy places the organism in Eukaryota, Metazoa, Arthropoda, Insecta, Diptera, Tephritidae. The record is from RefSeq and is a predicted model, not a curated record. Gene Ontology annotation, cellular component: super elongation complex. Gene Ontology annotation, biological process: regulation of DNA-templated transcription. The transcript is spliced from 3 exons. Bases 501 to 3839 code for a protein of 1112 amino acids.
AAAACUAUGAAGUAGAUCAGUAAUCGAGAGAAGCGCAAGCAGAACGUAUAAUAUGUGAUGAAGAUUGAUGUGAAGUUACUAAAAAUUCGUUUCUGGUAAAAAAGUAAAGGAUUUAAAGAAACAUGGUUUAUCUAAAUUUCUGUAAAGUAUUAAAAUAAGAUUAUGCAAAUAAAAUUUUUAUUAUCAAAACUAAAAAUUACAUGUGAUUGCAAAGUGAAUGAAAGUAGCAAGAGAACGUGAAAAAUCGAAGUGAAAAAGUGAGUGGGGGCAGCAGCCUCAGCAGCAGCGGCGGCAGAAGCAGCAGCAGUCAAUUGAAAAGAUUGAUACACCAAUUGGAUAUUUCGUGUUCAUCAAGAUACAAAAUAAGAUAAGCUGAAGAAAUAGUGUGAAUAAGGGGAGAGACUACGUGCGGCGUAAAUAAAUCACAUUGUUACUGGGUUCUGUAACUGCAGGUUCUUGGUGGUCAUUAAUAAUUAUUAUCUAGUUCGCCAUCCACUGCGAUGGCAGUGAAAGUGCAAUUUGAGAUCGGUCAUACGGCGAGGCUGCGCAGCAAAAAAACACCAGAAGGCUUUACACAUGACUGGGAAUUGUAUGUGCGUGGUGUGAAGGAGGCAGAUAUCGGCGCCUACGUUGACAAGGUCGUUUUCAAUUUACACGAUUCUUUUCCAAAACCAAAGAGGGUUUGCAACAAGCCACCAUACGUGAUCACAGAGUCUGGUUACGCAGGAUUCUUGCUACCGAUCGAUAUUUAUUUUCGCAAUCGCGAUGAGCCCAAGCGUAUACAGUUCACUUACGAUUUAGAUUUGCAACAGACUGGUCCGCCACAUCAUCGCUUUGAAGUGCAGAAAUUUGUAUUUGACCAUGUAUCAGAGGAUUUUCGUCAAAAGUUACUCAAAGGUGGCGGCAUACCUGUAACUGGUGCUGGGAUGGUUGGUGGUUCCACCGUUCCAUCUACUAAUACCACCCCGAAUGCCAAUGUUAUUGACGAAGGAGGUGGUAUGAUUAGUAAACCCAAGCUGAGUAGCGGAGAUUCAACUGGUGGCAGUAGCAGUAAAAAACACAAAACUCGCGUCGAUGACUCGAAGAGUAAUUCAUUUGCGAAUUUAUUUGGUGCACCAAUUAAAAGCGGCUCUAGUAAACAUUCACCUGAUGGUAAAAAUAAUAGUUUGAAUACUGGUGGGGGCAAAGGAGCCCCGAGUACUAGUAACGCGAAUGGUAGUGGUGUUGGGACUGGUGGUGAAGUCACCCCCAACCCGGGAAAUAUCAACGCGAACAACAAUAGUUUAAAAGAAAAGUCUGUUAAGGAUCGAGAUAAAACUAGCAACUCUUCAUCGGUGGCUACUGGUAGCAAUGAAAAGACUCGUGAUAAAUCUGAUAAGAAAGAAAAGCACAAGUCUUCAACUAGCCCCAAUAAGGAAUCACGCAGUGAAAACAAGAAAUCCUCUGGAGAAAGUAGCAAACAUGAAAAACGCGAAGAGUCCAAGUCAAAAAAGGAUAAGUCACGAGACAAGGAGCGUGAGCGUAGUCGGGAGAAAGGUUCAAGCAGUGGCUCCAAACGCUCUCUAAGUCCAAAAUCGAAUGCGCGUGAUGCUGGUGCGCCGAGUCCAAAACGGCCCUCACCGCCGCGAUCUUCUUCAUCCGCCAGCGGACGUGUGGAUGAUAUUAAGUCAUCUGGUAGUAGCAAAACUGAGGGGAAAGAAUCAAAGACUCGGGAAGAAAAGUCCAGUUCAAGUGGUAAAAAGUCAAAGAAGGAAAAGAAAGACAAAGAACGCGAUAAAGAGCGACGUGAUGAGCAUAAAGAGAAGCAUCGUAGCGGUGAUGGGAAGACAAAGGAUUCGAAAGAGGAACGACACAGCAAUAUUGCUCCAGGACAUGUUAUAGCAAAUAGCAGCAGCAACAGCAGUAAUCCCGCGACAUCAUCAACGACGCCUAGUGGCCUAGUUAACAAUGAAGCUAAAGACAAUAAAGGCCAACAGUCACCGGCAAAUGUGAGCAUCAAGAAACCAGAUAAAGAUCCCAAAGAUAAAACAGAAGCUGUGAAAGUAAAGAAUAGUGAUAAAAAUAUAGACAAGAUAUCGGCAAAUGCAACCAAUAUACAAUCAGCUGGUGUAAAUGCCGGAACUACAGGUGGCGAUAAGAAACUAUCAGCCAGCUCAAACAGUCAAGGUGAAAAGAUGGAGAAGGAAAAGGACAAAGAGAAAGAAAAAGAUAAGGAAAAGAGAUCUCACAAACACAAGAAAAAAGACAAGAACAAGGAUAAAGAUAAGGAACGUGAAAAAGAGCGGGAUAAGGAGAGGCACAAAGAGAAGGAGAAAGAAAAAGAGAAAGAGCGAUCUGAGGAGAAAUCACGAUCCGAAAAACACAUAGAAGCUAAUUCGAAUGGGAAUAUAUCGUCAACAGGAGCUGCAUCUGCAUCAGGAUCCGGAGCCAAAGCAUCGUCUCUCCCUGCAGAAAUAACAGCGCCACACAAUGAACCCCCCAAGCUUGAACCGAAUAACGUAAACAUGUUAUCUAACCCGACAAGUAAUUUUGUCAAUUCCAAUAACGUAAAUAAUAACAACGCGCCGGUAUCAGUGCCCAUUGGACCCACAAAGAAGUCACAAAGCAAAGAUAGAAAAUCCAAAGAUAAAUCAUCCAAAGAGGAGAAACGCAAUUCCGCCGAAGUAGGUGAUUUGGAAUCGCGAAGCAGUAAUAAGCAUAGUAACAAAAAUACCACAGCUUCUAUACUCGCAACAACCAAUACACUUGUCGCAACCACUACUUCGAAUACUAGUGGCAAUACCAGCAGCAGCAAGACCGUUGAUGCAAUUGACUCUGGCAAGGUGCCCUCCCCAGAAGACUCUGCCUCUCUAACGGCAACAUCAACACCAAGUUCAGCGGCUGCCACAUCUACUGCUACGGCCGCUUUACAUUCAGAUAGUUCUAACAGCAGUUUUCCAGAUUUAACGCCGAAGCCGUCGGCAGCCAGUAAAACUACAUCGCAAAGUACCAAAGCGGAUACAAUACCAACAACAGAAAAGCCAGAUAAGAUUACUAGUAUUAACGCUAAAGAACACAAACAGCGCGGGGGCGACCGUAACGGAAAGAUGAAAGAUGCUGGCGAUAAACCCGAAAAAACUGACAAAAAGUUAGAAAAGGAAGAGAAGAAGCGUCGACGAAGUUCCGUUGCAGCGAGUACAGUGUCAGCAAACUCCUUUUUGGAACCGCCAGUAAAGCAAGCUAAAAAAGAGUCUAACAAGACGGGCCGUGAACAAACGAAAUCUCCGGCAUUGCGACACAGUCGAGCAGCAAGUAUAAGUGGCCCCAUUGGCAGCGAUAAUGGUAAUAACAGCUCCAAUGCGACUACUCAAAGCAAUAAUACCACCGAUGCAUUAAACAGUGGUGGCGCAUUUUUGCCGCCACCCAGCAAUACGACUGGCACUAGUGUGACCACCUCCCCCGCUGCUAUCGCUACUACCGCCAAUGCCAACGCUAAUUUGAAUGCUAACAACAUUGUAAGCACAUCGACGACAGGUGCAGCGCCGAUCGCGUCACCACAUCCACUGCGACCAACGUCGCCGGCUGGGCCGGUGGGAGCGUUGGCUGCAGAAGCUGCAAGCGCUAACAAUGGCGCAACACCAACACCGGCAUUGCCAACUGAAUAUCUAAGUGAACUACAGGAGUUACAUCAUAAAAUAAUGACGCUACAGGACAAUGAGGAAUUGCAACAAGUAGUCGAGAUGAUCGCUGCCACUGGGUGCUAUGAGAUUACCGCCAAAACGUUUGAUUUCGAUCUAUGUAAGCUUGAUCGUAGCACCGUGCAGCGUCUGCAAGAGUUUUUUGCAACAUCCGUGUCGUGACACAAGAUACACGCCUAAGGUGGAGAAGUGCCUCGCAGCAAUGAUGGCUGGAUGCAGCGGAAAGCGACAGACCGUCUAUGCUGGUACUAGAUCAGCUCGACAGUUUGCCCUUCAUGCCAACAACUAGCCAGCUAGCUAAUAACAGAAAGUAAAAUAAUAAAGUACACUUAAGGGGCAAGUUGCUUUGCGUUUGUAAAAGUCGGAUUAAUUAGAGUAAUAAAUUACAGCGCUAUAUCACAGUUAUUUUUAACACUCAUUUUUAAGAAAUCCGGGCGCAUCAAAACAAUCGUUGUACGCGUACAAACAAUAUAAAAUAUGAUUCGCAACAGAAUAAAUAGAGACUCGUUUACCAUAAGACAGUGUAUAUAUGAUUAAUAUAUGUGAAACGUAAUAUCUACCAUCAAAAUAUGUACUUGUAUAUACAUACGUUAAAGCUAAAUGAAGCUCAAUGAUAAUUACAUUUUAUACUAUCAAUCGAAUUAUUGGAAUAUACAAAACGUACUAAUGAGGCAAAAGAUAUUUUUUUUUAUAAACAAUUUAUUCGUUUAUGUUCUUGUCAUAAACGCGAACACAGAUACAUAUGGUACAUAUGAAAUACGAAGGAUGCAAGAGAUUUUCAAUUGCCUUGCAAGCUGCGUUGUUUGUUAUUAUUACUUUCAUUGAGUUUUAAAUUUAUAUCUGAACAUAACGAAAACUAAGUCUUUACAAAUGCGAAUCACCUGUACAUAAAAUUUUUACAUAAACAUAUAUAUACAUACAUAAAACAAAAUGUAAACACGUUGCGUAUACGUGUGUAGUUUAAUAUACAUAAUGCUAACGAAAUGUUGUAUUAAAUAGUUUUUAGUCUAGUCUAGUAAUUUUUUCUUAGAAUCUAAUUCUUAUAAUUUUUCAUCAUUUCAUGUGCCCUGUGGUAACUGCUAUGGAAAAUUUAUUAAUAUGACAAAAUUACUUAGUUAUGCAUUAUUCUGUAUAAAUAUUUCACAAUCAAGCAUGUCCUUUUUUUAUUAUAUAUGCAUAUAUAAAAUCUAAUUAAUAUCAGAAAACGCUGUAUCAGCUACAAAUGUUUGUAUAACUAUGAAGAAAUUAGAAAUAAAUAUAAAAACAAAAAUUUAUAUACAAAUGCAUAACUACUGAUUCUUGAAAAUACUCUCAUAAUGAAUUCGCUUAAGUAACUGGCUGCAAUACACGUAAUUCUACACACAAACAUAUAUACGCACUUCAAGGUUUAAACUUUAUUUAUAGGAUUCCUAUAUACUUUAUUUAGAGGAAGUGGGAAAAACAAUAUUGAAUGUGUAUAUGAAGUACACACACAGUUCUUGGAUGAAUGAUAGCUUUGCUCAGCUUUUUGUAUUUGAUUUCGGUUUGGUUUAGUUAUUUACGCAUAUUAAUUUAAAAUAACGGUAAUCGUAAAUAUUUUCCAUCUAAAGGUGAAAAAAAUGAAUUAGUGGAAAAUGAUGCAAUGCACAGGAAGAUAGGUUUACAAAACUUUUGUAAAGACAAAGAAGACUUUUUAAAAAUUUAAUGACUUACAGAUCUACAAUGUCCUUUUUUGCAUAUUUCAUAAAGACAAAACUUUAUGUAGUUUUGCUCUUUUUUAUUAUCAAUUUUUUAUGAUAAUUACAAGGCUUGCAGCAAAUAAUGUUUUUUUUUUUUGGGAAUGUGGGAAAAUAAAUUAUGUAAAAUUAUCAGUGAUCUGCAGGAGUAGUAUGAACAGAAUCAAUAAAACCAAAGAGCUAACAGAAGCGGCAUUGACGUCAAUGAAAAUAACACAUAAUUUCAUCACUUGUAUUUUAAAUGGUUAUAUGUAUGUAAUAAGAAAAUUGAUUAAAUUUACAGAG